CCCACCACCGACCGCUAUCUUUCGAAUCAACGAACCGGAAAGCUGAGAGAGACACAGUGGCAACCCGGACAGAAAAAAGCGUGGGGAUCCUGAGGGACGAGAGGGAGGACUGAGGGAAACUCUUGCCAGCCCAUACACACUUCGUCAAGAUGGUGCUCAAUAUUUCCGAGAGUGGUGUUUUGCUUGAUGGCUCGGCCAAAGCCGUGGCCGGGCUUCCCACCCAAGCAUUUGCCAUAAAUCUGAGUGGGAGUGUUAUUGAGGAUAUGAUUUCCUGCGUUCAAAAUGGCGGGGAUAUCCAAUUGGCGCUGGGAAGCAAUCCGAAAUUCCUAUUCGAUGAUCACGAGCUUCGGAUACCCAAGACAUCAGACCCGUCCGGCUACGAUAUUUUCCGAGCCAACUCCGAAGACCCCUCGAGCGCAAGCAGGUUCCCCGAACCGACCAUGUCGAUCCUAAAGACCCCCAAACAGCACAGGCUUGCGGCCAAGGCCAAGGCCUCGAGAGCGGCGAAGCCGGCAGGAAAGGGAGAAACGGCAAAGAAGGCACCUAGCCGCCCCUCUGCGAAAUCUUCGAAUGCCACGCCCAAUACCGCAGCCCGGCCUGCUUCUUCGUCGGCCAAGGACCCUAGCACGCAAAAAGGAUCGGAAGACGCUGCGGCGAAGCUCAAGCGCUCGUUUGACAACCUGGCGGCAGACAAGCGCGGGAACUCUGCUGUUAUUGUCGGCGGUCUACCCAAUUCCAAAGGGGGAAAGUUCGGUCGAUUGCUCGAGACGCACGCUGGUCCUUCACCUCGGUCAUUACCCCCUAGCCCAGCUUUGAGCGGCAUCGGCUCUCCCUCGCUUUUGCCGUCCGGCGGCAGCUCGACACAGGACAAAGCGAAACAGCAGCGAUUUCCUCUCAUGCACGAGCUGGCGGUCCAGGAUUUGUCCCGCCAGGAACUCCUGGAGAGAUGGGACGAGGGAACGGAGGAAGAGUUCAACACGGUGCUCGAUAAGGUGGCGUCCUUUGACAAGGACAUCCAGAAGUGGGUUUUGAGGAAGAAUUGCUGGAAGGACUUGGAUGUUUUCGAAUACGACUAUUCGGACGACGAUCGCCGCGAAACCGCCAUCACCAAUGCCAUCAAGUGGUUCGACCGCAAUCGACUCAGCGCAUCAGACCCCCUUUGGCAGAAACUUCUUCCCAAGGCGGAGCGUGGAAAGGGGAAAUGCCUGAGCAACCUGCAAGUGACGCUUGCCAAGGGCCCGGUUGCGUCGAAACAGCGAACCGAUGCGGCGAGCGCCAGCGGGGGCGACUCGGACCGAGACGACUCCGCAGCUUCGACCACCAAGAAGGGUAAAGGGGGUGAACCCAUGUCGAGGUCCAACUCCCAAACGUCGACGGGGAAGAAGAAGCUGUCUGCAUCAGAAGCACAAGCGAAGCGGUUGCUGUCGACGACUAAGAAAAAGCCCCUGCCAGCGCCGACAACAAAGGCCGCGCCAAAAACCUCGGCCCCAAAGCCGGCUCCGAAAGCGGCGCCCACCAAGGGUGGGCGGGUCCUAUCCAAGGAGUUUGUGUCGGAUUCGAGCUCGAGCGACGACGAGGUGCCGCUCUCGUCGUCCAAGGGGAAGCCCAAAGCCGGGGGGGCUCCAGUCCCGAAACCGGCACCACGGGCGGUCCAGAAGCCAAAGGCGGCGGCGAAGAGCAAGGAGGCGGUCGCCUCGAGGCCAAAACCCGCAGCGCCCACGAAGGUCUCACCGCGGGAGCAGAGCAAUGAGAGGGAGAAGGAUACGAUCCGAGCCCAGGUCAUCGCCAAGCCGAUCAGGCCCACCGCGACGAAGCGCUCGCGGGACGCCGACGAUGACGACAGCUCAAGUUCCGGCACACCUCUCAUGAAGCGGGUGAAACCCCCGACCAAGCCACUGCCCGCUCCGGCCGCUUCGACGAAGGCACGCACUGCUUCCGACUCAAGCCAGAGCAGCCGCGGGGCCGGCGCCGGGGCACAGCCGCCCAAAGCCAAGAACAACUCGCCCGUCAAGUCCUCACCCCUCGCCUCCUCGCCGCCGACGAACGCCACGGACGUCGAGCAAGACCGCGCCGCCCUUGGCCGUGCGCGGGAGCGGGAGCGCGAACGGGAACGAGAACGAGAACGGGAGCGAGAACGGCGGCGGGAGACGGCCGUGCGGAGCUCCAGCAGCAACACGGACAGCAGUUCCGGCAUCAGCGUCGGCGCGGCCAAGAAGCGGCCCCCCACGGACUCGCUGCAGGCGAGCAGGGCGAAGCGGCAGCGGCCCUCGCAGGAGACGGUCGAGCUGGCGGCCAAGUUCAGGCAGUUCUACUCGCGCUACGAGCAGCUCCACCAGGACAUCGCCAACCACGACAACCCCGACCCGGACAAGCUCACCGACCUGCUGGAUAUGCACAAGCGGCUGAGCAGGAUGAAGUCGGAGAUCUACGCUGCCGUCGAGGUCUGACUUGGGGGGAGGGGGCCGGUUUCUAAAGAAGACAGUGGCGGUUUCGGUUGGGUUUCUUUUUUUCGGCAUGCUCAUCACGGUUCCGGUC
This is a messenger RNA of Chaetomium fimeti, 2535 nucleotides long. RefSeq lists its product as uncharacterized. The coding region runs from base 150 to 2447 and encodes 765 amino acids. The transcript has 3 exons. NCBI's taxonomy places the organism in Eukaryota, Fungi, Ascomycota, Sordariomycetes, Sordariales, Chaetomiaceae. The record is from RefSeq and is a predicted model, not a curated record.